GUUAUCGUGUGUGCGUAAACAUUACGGCGGUGGACGUGCAAAAGUGAUGUUGUGAUGUGUGCGAAGUUUUAUGCCGAAUUUUCUUAACUGCGUCGAAUCGAAAUUUCCAAUUGAAUAAUUUUUUGAGCUUGUUAACGUGAGUGGAUGCCUAUUAGGGUUGAAAUUAAGUUAAGUUCAAGAAGCGUAUUGAGAUAAUAUAGUAUACGUGCGGUGCGUGGUGCGUUGCUAUAAGUGGUGGUGCAUUUUGUUUAUUUAUAGACCGUCGCAAUUUGUAGACAUGUAAUUAUUUUGGUUGCGCUAAAAUGUCUCAAAGGGAUACAGCAAUACAUCUUCUGGCCGGAGGGCAACCUCUGGGUAGUAGACAAAAAGAAAAGUUAAAAAUGCCAUAGUGGCCGGAACAGCGGGAGCGGUGGUGACAUGCCCACUAGAGGUGGUCAAGACCAGGCUACAGUCGUCCAAGGGUGUCGGGGUGCCGCCGACGCAGCCCCCGCCCUCCGACAGCGAUGCGACAAAGGCGAAGAGAGGCUGCUCUAAGAUUCCUAAGCAUCAGGAGGCUAAAUGGGGCUACCGACGUACGAUGGGCGCGAUGUUCGCGUACAGCCAACAGCCCGAUCGCAUGCUGAUGUCGUACAAUUGCCAGGUGCAGCCGUGCGCGCGCGCCGGCACCGCCCGACCUGUCUCGAGGAUGAGCCUUAUACAGUGCAUCAGACACAUUGUCCAAACUGAGGGCCCAAAGGCGUUGUUCAAGGGCUUAGGGCCGAACAUUGUGGGCGUGGCGCCGUCCAGGGCUAUAUACUUCUGCACAUAUUCACAAGCCAAGGCUAUAUUAAACCAGAACAUAGCCCCCGACACCCCCAUAGUGCAUCUAUCGGCCGCUAGCGCUGCAGGUUUCGUGUCUUGCACAAUGACCAAUCCGAUAUGGUUCGUGAAAACGAGGCUGCAACUGGACGGACAGAACGUGACUGCUGUACAAUGUAUAAAAAGGAUAUAUGCUAAAUCGGGUAUCAAAGGCUUCUACAAAGGCAUAACGGCAUCGUACAUGGGCAUAAGCGAGACCGUAGUCCACUUCGUACUAUACGAGGGUGUGAAGGCGCGGUUAAUGGCGGCCCGAGCACAAGACGGUGUACCGAGCGACGCUCGGACCCCGCGAGACUUCUUAGAAUUCAUGGCAGCCGGUGCCUUCUCCAAGACAGUCGCUUCUUGCAUCGCGUAUCCACAUGAGGUGGCGCGGACACGACUAAGGGAGGAAGGCGACAAGUACCGCAAGUUUUGGCAAACGCUGCACACCGUUUUGAUGGAAGAAGGCUACCGUGGGGUCUACAGGGGUCUCGGCACACAACUCGUCCGCCAGAUCCCCAACACAGCGAUCAUGAUGUCCACCUACGAAGCCGUGGUGUACUUGCUCACGACCCAUUUCAACAGUUCCUUCUACGAGAACACUUAGCUCAACCCGUCCGAGAAUCACGUGUCGACAUUAGUCUAGGAUGCUCAGGAGUUAAAACAUGGAAUCAAAGGCUGGUUUUAAUAAAGGAUUUUUAGUAGAUUGCCAGUACCGAAAACUACUUUAGUACCGACUUUAAUAAGUUGCCCCACCAGACUCCCGUUUUCAUCUAAUUAAAUUAGAAUGAACUGUUUCUUGCUUAUAACUGAAUUAGUGUGUUUAGUGGCUAGACCUGAGUGUGAUUCCCUAACUUUGCUGAUAUCUAGAAACUAGAAAAUCGAUUAAUCUUUGAUCGAUAUUUCUAGGGUUUACCCCCUUAUUCAUAAACGUCUACUAAAGUUGAAAACCUGUAAUAAUCGUUUGUCCCUUUCCAUCAUACCAAUACGUCGGAAAGGGACAAACGAUUAUUAGCGGCUUGUCAACUUUAGUAGACGUUUAUGAAUAAGGAGGUUAGAAGUUAGGGAUCACAGUUCAGUGACAGCUACUGAUACAACAUUCUAAGUCUUUAUAAGAACCUCGCGUUUACUACAGGUAUAGACAGAAGAUGAUGUCCUACAGUUCUGUAUAAAUGUAGGAAUUUUAUAUAACAUCAAAAUGUUCAAUUGAUUCCUGUGUAGGCCUAAGUAGACCUUAUGUAUAGAAAGCACAUCUUAUUCCUUAUAGAGCUGUUAUAAGGCUUAGAAGUAUUACCAGAGCUACGUAAUUAGGGAUCUUAAGUAAUUUGUGUUAUUAGAAUCGGCUUCACAGUUUGCCCGUGAUACCAAUAUUGAAUUGUUCAGAAACUGGAAAAAUUAAACAUGUAAAUAUAUUGAUAAUAUUUAAUAGGUUCCGAUUGCAAUGUAACAUAAAAGAUAUGGUACUGAUAAAUUAAUGAAUGGUUGUGUUAUAAAGAAAAGUUAUAACUAUGGUAAUUGGUAUCAUGCCAUAAAAUAAUGCAUAAAUAUAUUAUAAUUAUGCAUUAUAUGCAACAGUGAGUGAACACAUAAAGGGAAGAUUGACUUUUCCUCGAUUUUGUUUCCAAAAGAAUAAUUAUAGUCAGUAGUCUAGUCUUGUGCUUUUUUGCUGUGCCUUGAUUUAGCCAAAUUUGAUAUAAAUAUUAAUUUAGUAUGUAGUACGCAAAACACCGUUUUAGUGCCAAAACAGGUUCAUUCCUUGUGUCUAACCACUUUUGGUUGCUUUUCAUGUUGUGUAUUUUUAUAAAAAAAUCUUAACUAUAAAAAAAUCCUAGUUGGAUCUUUAUGAAUGAUGCCAGUUUUUAUAAAUUUUAGUUAUAUGAAACAUUAUCUCAGUUAAAAAAAAGCUUCUUAAUUCGGUACAUAUAUUCAGACUAAAAUGUAUGUUAGUCAUUUUAAACAUACAUCAAUACAAAGUUGUGUAUUUUAUCAUAGUACUAUUGCGAUAUAUUGUUUUUAUAGUAAUGUGUCACUAAGAUUAAAGCUAUAAAGGUUGAAUUAGAAUCUGAUAUUUUAUAAUGGGUGUCUAAAAAUAUUUCAUAACAUAAUCAAGGCCAUUACUUGUUGUUCAAGAAAAUAUAAUUCUUCAUGUGUACUAAUCAAAAUUAUAUGUUUUGCAGUUCUCUUUAGGACAAAUAUAGUAAGUUGUAAGCUGUGAUAUAGGGCUUGUAAAUAUUAAUGCACAAGAUUGUAGAUUCUAUAUUCUCAAAAGUAAGCACAUCAUUUGAGAAAUGUUUUUAUUGUUAAGUUUAAUUAUAUAUAGUUUUUCAUAUUCAGUCUACGGCACAAGAUUGUGUUACUUGUACCAUUCAGGUCAGCUUUACUAUUGUUAAAAAAUCAUGGUAUUUGAAAUGUAAAGCUACCUUAUAAAUAGUAAAGAUGGGCAAGCAGUAUGAUUGUUAAAUAUAAUAUUUUUAGAGGAAACAUUUGGACUUAAUGGACUGAGUAUAAAAUAUUAGUAAUUUUGUUUAAUGAAUAAAUGAUAAAAUGAAAACAA
This is a messenger RNA of Cydia pomonella (codling moth), 3391 nucleotides long. RefSeq names its product mitochondrial carrier protein Rim2 (gene Rim2). Gene Ontology annotation, cellular component: mitochondrion; mitochondrial membrane. Gene Ontology annotation, molecular function: pyrimidine nucleotide transmembrane transporter activity. The record is from RefSeq and is a predicted model, not a curated record. Bases 578 to 1444 code for a protein of 288 amino acids. Lineage: Eukaryota; Metazoa; Arthropoda; Insecta; Lepidoptera; Tortricidae. The transcript has 9 exons. Gene Ontology annotation, biological process: mitochondrial transport; pyrimidine nucleotide import into mitochondrion.